Messenger RNA from Hibiscus syriacus, 1179 nucleotides. RefSeq names its product UPF0613 protein PB24D3.06c. Lineage: Eukaryota; Viridiplantae; Streptophyta; Magnoliopsida; Malvales; Malvaceae. The transcript is spliced from 9 exons. The record is from RefSeq and is a predicted model, not a curated record. Bases 1 to 1029 code for a protein of 342 amino acids.
AUGACUUCUCUCUCCUCAUCUUCUUCCUCCAACUCUUCAGCAUCUUCCACUUCUUGGUUUUCCGGCAUAGUUAGGGGCCGCCAACAGAAGUCCUCUUCCCUCAAGAUGACCGCCAGUUCCUCCUCUGGUGUCGGCUUUUCCGCCAAUAACGAAGGACCCAUCAAGGGCAAGAACCAGUUCCGUGGUGUGCUCUUCAAGUAUGGGCCUAAUCCCAUCCAGGUUGCAUUCAAAACAGGUGACUAUAAGCAACAAGUUAUUUUCAUUGGUGGACUGACAGAUGGAUUUCUAGCAACCGAAUACUUGGAACCUCUUGCAAUUGCUUUGGAUAAUGAAAAAUGGUCACUUGUUCAACUACUUAUGUCAUCUUCAUACAAUGGAUAUGGAACCUCCAGCUUGCAACAAGAUGCCAUGGAGCUCGAUCAGCUUAUCAGUUAUCUGAUCAACAAAGAAAAUUCCGAGGGUGUGGUCCUUCUUGGCCAUAGCACUGGCUGUCAGGAUAUAGUGCAUUAUAUGCGCACAACUGCAGCUUGUUCCCGAGCAGUCCGUGCUGCCAUUUUGCAGGCUCCAGUUAGUGAUCGAGAAUACAGGGCAACUCUUCCUGAAACCGCUGCUAUGAUUGACUUGGCUUCAAGUAUGAUAAAGGAAGGUCGGGGUUCGGAUUUAAUGCCUAAGGAAGCAGAUCCUUCUGCCCCAAUAACUGCCUUUAGAUAUAACUCCCUUUGUGCCUACAUGGGAGAUGAUGACAUGUUCAGUUCAGACCUUAAUGACCACCAGCUUAAAAUGAGACUUGGACACAUGUCUAACACUCCUUGCCAGGUUAUCUUUUCCAUGGAUGAUGAAUACGUGCCAGAGUAUGUUGAUAAGAAAGCCUUGGUUGAAAGGUUGUGCAGAGCCAUGGGUGGUGCAGAGAAAGUCGAAAUUGAACACGGGAACCACUCCCUGUCUAACCGAGUCCACGAAGCUGUGCAGGCCAUUAUCGACUUUGUUAAAAGAGAAGGACCCAACGGCUGGGAUGACCCAUGGAGCUAAUGCUGUGAUGCUCUCCCUUUUCCCUGUUAAUUCAUGUUUUCAUUCUCAAUCAUAUGGUCAGAGAUUUCGAUUAUUCACAUUUAAGAGAGAACCGUGUGAAUUUCAUGUGAAGGAAGUUCUAUAUUUUGUAUGUGUAACCUUGUUAUCUUC